Molecule: messenger RNA, 2237 nt
Organism: Sphaerulina musiva SO2202
Lineage: Eukaryota; Fungi; Ascomycota; Dothideomycetes; Mycosphaerellales; Mycosphaerellaceae
Product: S-adenosyl-L-methionine-dependent methyltransferase
Exons: 6
Coding region: 407-1933 (508 amino acids)
Molecular function (GO): methyltransferase activity
Source: RefSeq, a predicted model, not a curated record
GGAGAGAGAGAGAGAGAGAAAAAGAGAAAGAGAAAGAGAAAGAGAGAGAGAGGGGCAGAGGGAGUGGGCGAGAGAGAGAGGGAAACAUACAGAGCAAGAGAAAAAGAAAGAGAAAAGUGAGAAGGGGAGAGCGAAACAGCUUUCAAGGGAGAGGGUCAUUGUUGUUCCACAGUUUCAAGAGCUUCAAAUCCUGUCAUCUUCACACCCCUCCGAAGCCGCAGCGCCAGCAUCAGCAUCAGGAACAGGGCAAGACCAGACAAGCCACACCACGUGUCUAUCUUACCUGACGGUCAAAGCAGAAGAGCAAAGAGGCUUCCGCAUCACCCAUCCUUGCUAGCUCAGCCAUCACCUUCUUAUUACUAGUAGGUAGCCAAGAAUUGCUUGACUGCCAGCCUGUACAAAAACCAUGGCCGACCAGAUUAACAACAACAACCACCACCACCACCAUCACCACCACAACAACAACAAUCACAACCACAAUCAGCCUCCCGCCAUCGCUGCAAACUCGUCCGCUAAGCGCGCUCCUCCUACCAACGAAGCCGAGGAACGUCUGGCCAUCGAACGCGAACUCGCUGCCAAGCUCAAAGGCACUCGGGACUAUCUUUCCACCCUAUCGACAGAAGCCACACCAUGUUCUUCGGAGCAGCAGCAAGAUAUACGAGCCACCACACUCAGCCAUGGCCAUUCCGAGACCGCCACUGGCUCUGCUGACGCCUCCAGGAGCGCCGCCCCUCUCACUGAACCAAUACAUCCGAAUAGAGGCGAUCACGGCACACCAGCGGGAUCAGUAGCAGCAGCACCAGCAGCAGCACCACCACCACUACCACCACCAGCAGCAGCACCGCCAGCAUCAUCCCCAUCAUCAUCAUCAAUGGCAGCGCCUGACGCAUCCUCGUCAUUACCACCAGGAGAUGCGGCGAUGCUCGAUGGUGGUCAGAAUGCCGAGGAGCAGCGUCUAGAACCCGAUGAGCUUGAUAGUGACUCUGCUCUCGGGAGUGAUACUGAGAGUCGGACUACCUCAUUGUCCGAGUCCAUCUACAACUAUCGUCGCGAGCACGGCCGCACGUAUCAUGCCUACAAGGAUGGCAAGUACAUCUUUCCAAACGACGAGAGAGAAGCCGAGCGCCUCGACCUGCAACACCACCUGUUACGUAUCACGUACGCCAACAAGCUCUACUUUGCGCCUCUCCAUAGGCCCAGACGCUGUCUCGAUGUGGGCACGGGCACGGGCAUUUGGGCCAUUGAUUUUGCCGACGAGUUUCCCGAUUGCAUGGUCACGGGGAUAGAUCUCUCCCCAGGACAACCAAACUUGGUUCCGCCGAACGUCAAGUUCGUCGUUGACGAUGCCGAGGAUUUGUGGCUGUACGAAGAGAAAUUUGACUACAUUCACGUUCGUCUCAUGUCGGGCUGCUUCUCCGACUGGCCCGCUUUCAUGCGACAAGCAUACGACAACCUCGAACCCGGUGGCUGGCUCGAAUUGCAAGACUACGGCCUGCCAGUCAAAUCCGCCGAUGGAACUCACCUCGGCACCGACAUGCUCCGCUGGGGCGAGUUAUUACUCGAAGCUGGAAGGGUGAUAGGACGUCCCUUGGGCUCGGACGUGAGCGAGCACUUUGAAGAAUGGAUGCAGCAGGUUGGGUUCGUGGACAUUCAGCACAAGAUGUUUAUGUGGCCUUCGAGUAGCUGGCCUAAGGACCCAUUUAUGAAGGAGCUCGGACGAUGGAAUCAGGUCAACAUAAUCGAUGGCCUGGAAGCGUUUUGUUUGGCUUUGCUGACGAGGGGGCUGGGUUGGUCAAAGACGGAGGUGGAUGUGUUUGUUGCCAGGAUCUCCAACGAUUUCAGGAACAAGAGGAUUCAUGCAUAUUUCCCGAUGCCCGUCGUGUGGGCAAGAAAGCCGUUUCCGGGGGAGAUACCCUUUUCACAGCAGCAGUGAGAGGAAGGGAGAUUCCCUUUUCACAGCAGCAGUGAGAGGAAGGGAGAGAAGCGAAAGAUUGAAUGCGUGGGAGUGGGAGAAGUUGGAGGGGCCGAAGAAGCCGAAGAAGUUGAUGGGUAUACAUUGCGCCAUUCGUUUGAAUAGUGACUUGGUGGUGGUGGUGGUGGUGGAAGGGCUGGACGGUUCUGUCUCUGCAUAGCUAUUGAGUGGGUGGUGCAUCUGCUGCAUUUUUUCUAGCAUGGAAGCGAGGAUACACAUUGUCACGACAGUAGCGAUCGCCACAGUCAAAUUAUAUGGAGCAGAC